GACCGACACACUUGGAUGCGUAGUUGCGUUGGCUUCCCUAAAAGAAAAAACUUGGAUCGGCAGCACGCAACUUCCUCACCCUCCCUCCCGGCGGCGGCGACGGAGCCUAAGAACCGGCGACGGCAACGGCGACGGCGACGGAGACUCCUCGCGUCUGAACGGAAUACUUGGAUUUCUUGAGGCGAGCUGUUCUUGUCUUCUCUCGCGCUCUGGCGUCGCGGCGUGGGUGAACGCGCGAGGAGAGGCGCCGAGAUGUUUGCGACGGCGGCGCGGUGGGCGGCGAAGAAGGGGAAGCCCAAGAUGGCGCCGAUCGAGCUCACGACGGCGCCGGAGCAGGCGCAGUCCAUCACCCGCACCAUUUUCGACGUCGUCAAGGAGCACGGCCCCCUCACCAUCUCUGACGUUUGGGAGCACGUCAAGGACGUAGGGCUGAGGGGUUUGACAAGCAAGAGGCAGAUGAAGAUCAUGCUGCGGUGGAUGAGGGAGAAGCAGAAGCUCAGGCUCAUCUGCGACCAUGACGGGCCUCACAAGCAGUUCCUCUACACGACAUGGUUCACCAACCCCAAGAAUGCGCCGCAGAGGCCCAAGAGGGAGCUCAACAGGGAGCAGCCCAAGCCAUGAACGCACUCAUCUUGACCGAUGUAGGGCAUAUUUGGCUUACACCUUGGUAAUGAUGUUUCCUGGAUCUGUAGACAAAGCUGUUAAUCAUAUAUCGUGCUUAUAGCUGAAAUACUGUGAAUGAUGCCACAUUGUGAAUUAUGCAUAAAUAAAUAACCCAAAACAGUUUGUUCUUUUCCGUUGUACUUCUGUUUUUGCCUUCUUUGCUGCUUCUUUCUGAAACUUGUGUUGGAGUUCUGAAGAACUUUGGCCUAGGCCUUCUCCAAUUCAAAUGGAUGUGGUUUUAACUGCUACUCCCUCCGUAACUUAGUAUAAGACAUUUUUUUUGGCAUUAUAUUUGUGUCAAAGAACAUCUUAUAUUAAGUUACAGAGGGAGUAUUAACUUGGGCAAAAACCUUACGUCAAAUGAUGGGGCUAUAUCUGAUUAUCACAUCUCUUAACCAUUUGCAGGUCAUGUAUUCAGUAGAAUAGCAUACAAAGCGUCUAAUUUCUGAUGACAAUCAUAGUAGUUAGUAACUUCAAAAUAAUUUUCAGUAAUUGACACAUGUUAGUUUCCAGAGCUACUGUGCCCUUAUAUUACAUUUCAAUUGCAGUACAUAAAAAUUUAGUGGCAUAAACAACCUGUAAUAACAAGGACCCAGAACUAAUUUCCUACUAUAAUUUUCGUAUACUCGAACAUACUCCUUCUACAUAUAUGCACUCACAUGACCUUCCAAAUGCCUUGAUUAUUUGCAGAACUUUCUUUUUGUCAAUGCUGGUGUGCUUUCUGUUUUUUUUUUCCAGUUGAUAGCUAUAGUUAAGAACUAUAGACCCAGGAAAGCCACUGUCUUUGACAAGCGUAUUGAAGCCUGGAGUUAUUCCUAGAGAUGCAGCAGCUCAAUUGGUUUGAGGUCAGAAUCAUAGCGGUUGAUGCAGCCAAGGGAAAGAAGGGGAACAGGUGGCGCGGCUGAUGGUAGACCUCCAGUGCUCAGCAAAGAAAUGAAUAGUACAAUUGUGUCUGGAGCCAAUACCCUGAAGGAGGAUUCUAAUCCAGAUUCUGAGUAGCCUGGCUGGUGGUGGGACCUGGUUGACAAGUGUCCGUACUCAGCGAGCUUUGGAGGAAACAUGCAAGGGCACUGUUUUGUGAAGACCUGAGUUGUUUCGUCAAGUUGGACAACUGGGAUUGCAUCAAGGGCAAGGAAAAAAGCUCUCAGUGCUAUGAACUAACUGGUCAGGACAGUCUCGUUCCAUCAUCAUGUCUCUUUUUCUUACAAGGUAUGUUAUUAUUAGUGCACGAACAUACUGGUUAUUUUCGAUAGGUAAUGAUGUACUAGUGACUUGGAGUAUUGAAGUUGCUUGGCUGCCUGAGUACAAUGAAUUUUAGCCUAGGUCACCAUUGUUGUUUCUCAUGUUCUUGUUAAGAUGCAGUAGCUUAUGUAUCUUGCAGCAAAUCCUGUAACACGUCUCUCAUAUUAUUCCACAAUAGCAUAAGAGGAUCCUUACCUGAA
This is a messenger RNA of Hordeum vulgare subsp. vulgare (domesticated barley), 2105 nucleotides long. RefSeq lists its product as uncharacterized. The record is from RefSeq and is a predicted model, not a curated record. Lineage: Eukaryota; Viridiplantae; Streptophyta; Magnoliopsida; Poales; Poaceae. The transcript is spliced from 3 exons. The coding region runs from base 253 to 621 and encodes 122 amino acids.